AGCCGUCGACCAAUCAUGAUGAGUGUGGAGGGUGAUGACAAGAGAACUCGCACUCGGUCCAAAGGAAUCAGAGUUCCUAUUGAGCUCGUAGGACAAGAGCUGAGCUGCCCCACCCCUGGAUGCAAUGGCUCCGGCCACAUCAGUGGGAGAUACUCACGACACAGAAGCGUGCUGGGCUGCCCCAUUGCCAAACGCCGCCUGGAGGAGGCAGAAGCUGAACAGGAGCAAGAGGAGCAGGAUGCAGAGCAGCCUGCCUAAAGGGAACCAAACCCUCUGAAAGUGGUGCUGGACGAAGGCUUCAGCGCAGAGAGCGACGGCAGCAGUGAGGCUUGAGGAAGAGGGAGAAAAAGAUGGAGAGAAGACUAAAGAGGAAGAGGAGUAGAGGAGGAAGAAGAGGUAGGGAGCAGGAGUAGAGGAGGUGACAAAUGGACACGAGCAGGAGGAGGUCACAGAAAGAGGAAGAGGGAGAGGGAAGAAGAGGAGACCUUUCAGAAGGAGGAGGAUACAGGUGCAGCUAAUGAAGAAGAAGAAUGUGUGAUCAUCGAGCCUGAGCAAAACAGCCCCCCUACAGACGAGUGUCCGUCUCCCUCUCAGAGCGCAGAGGACGUUGCAAACUCUCUCCUCCACCUCGGCCGAGUCUCUGACAACGAUGCUCCGACUACGGCCCUUCAGCAGCCUGUUGCUAUGGAGACUGAGGAGGAUAUCGCCGUGGCAGCAGCACGGGGUGAAGAAGCAAAGGAUGAGCAGGAGGAGGGGGCCAUGGAGUAGGAGGAGGGGGAGGAAUAGGAGGCACACCAGUUUCAAGUGUCAGUAGAGUCAUCUGCUGAACAGAAGGAGGCAACUGAGCAAGAGAGGGAGGACGAGUAGGUGGAAGAGGAAGAGGAAGCAGACCAGGUGAGCCAGGAGGACCAGACGUACCUGUCCAAGCAGAUCAUAGAGGACAAAGAGGGGGAGGAAGAAGAGGAUGGGGAGGAGGGAGAGGAGGAGGAUGGGGAGAUGUCAGCCCAGCACAGCAGGACAGAGCACUCCAGUAGGAGAGGAGAUGAGGAUGAGGGAGAGGAGGAAGAGGAGCACCACAGCCUGCCUGUCUCUGACGGGCCAGCCGCCGUCGCACCAUCACCAGCACCGCCGCGCUCAGGAUCAUACACCGAGGACCACAGAGCCAGUCCUCCACUGGACUACAACUCCCACAGGGCCAGUCCCAAAAACUACAACUCCCACAGAGCCAGUCCUCUCCACAAUUAUGACUCUCACAACCCUCUUCAGAGCUACAAGUCCAGUCCUCCGCACGGCUUCAGGGCAAGCCCUCUAGCGGACUUCUUCCCCAACAUCCGAGCAGAGAACUUUAAACUCCUCAAAGCCUCGUCCUCCACCUCGCCCGACAUUAUCGAGGUCAGGUCGGACCGGUCCGAGGAGAAGGACUUUGACGAUGUUGAUGGGGAUGACGAGCGUGACGAUGAGGACAGCCUGUCUCACCACUCCUCGGUGACGGAUGAGUCUGAGAUGUUUGACAUCACGAGGGGAAACCUGGGCCUGCUGGAGCAAGCCAUCGCUCUGAAGGCGGAGCAAGUGAAGCCAGUCGGGCCUCGAGAGCUGCUUUGUGGCCCCGACCUCCACCACCAGAGAUACUUCACCAUGGACGACAGGCCCAAACACCUGGACGUCCUGCGCAAGAGCUACUUCAGCAAAGAGAGCAGCAGGCCAGAGAAGAGGGAGAUCAAGUGUCCUACCCCGGGGUGUGAUGGGACGGGUCACGUGACCGGUCUUUACCCCCACCACCGCAGCCUGUCAGGCUGUCCGCACAAGGACAGGAUUCCCCCUGAGAUUUUGGCCAUGCAUGAGAACGUGCUGAAGUGUCCCACACCUGGCUGCACAGGCCAGGGCCAUGUGAACAGCAACCGCAACACACACCGCAGUCUCUCUGGAUGUCCCAUCGCUGCUGCAGAGAAACUGUCAAAGGGCCACGACAAGCCGCUCCUGUCCCCGCCCGGCACCGAGCUCCUCAAAGGAAGCCCAAAUGACAGAGUGCUCAGGCCCAUGUGUUUCGUGAAGCAGCUGGAGGUUCCUCCAUUCGGCAGCUACAGGCCCCACAUGGGCCCCACCACGCCCCGUGCCAACCUGGCCAGGGAGCUGGAGAAGUACUCCAAGGUGUCCUUCGAUUAUGCAAGCUUCGACGCUCAAGUGUUCGGGAAGCGCAUGCUUGCUCCAAAGAUGCCCACCAGCGAAACCUCACCUAAAGCCUUCAAAACUAAACCCUCCUUCCCCAAAUCGUCGUCGCCCAGCCUCAGUCUCCACGGUUACGGGAAGAGCUCCUCAUUGGCCUACGAUUACUCCCAUGAUGCCGAGGCUGCUCACAUGGCUGCCACCGCCAUCCUAAACCUGUCGACACGCUGCUGGGAGAAACCCGAGAACCUCAGCACCAAACCUCACAGCAAGGAGAUGGACAUCGAGGUGGACGAGAACGGCACUCUGGACCUGAGCAUGAAGAAGCCCAUUAAACAUGAGGGCAGUCUGUCUGGCACCAGCCCCGGGGUCCGCUCCCCAGACCCUUCCUCCUCCUCCUCCUCGCUCCAUCCCGGCAGCGGCAUGACAUCACCGAACCUGCUCGCCUACAAACAGGAGGAGUGGGAGGGGCCUCUGGAUUACACCAAACCCAACCGCCAGAGGGAGGAGGAAAUGGACGAGAUGGAGCUCACGGGUCACUCGUACGUCUCGUCUGACCCGGAGGACUGUGACAUGAUGCAGGACGGUCUGGAGGACAGGAAGUACCCGGGAGAGGUCACCACCCCGAGCUUUAAAGUCAAGUUUCAGCCCAAGGACGCCAAGAAAGAUCUGCUGUCGUGUCCCACACCUGGCUGUGAUGGCAGCGGUCACAUCACUGGAAACUACGCCUCCCACCGCAGUCUGUCUGGGUGUCCUCUCGCUGAUAAGAGCCUUCGGUCCCUCAUGGCGGCCCACACCCCUGAACUCAAAUGUCCCACUCCCGGUUGUGAUGGUUCAGGUCACAUCACAGGAAACUACACCUCCCACAGAAGUCUCUCUGGGUGCCCGCGUGCCAAGAAAAGUGGAAUUAAAACUCCUACCAAGGACAACCAGGAGGACUCGGAGCUUUUAAAAUGUCCGGUACCCGGCUGUGACAGUUUGGGUCACAUCAGUGGGAAGUACGCCACGCACCGUAGCGCGUACGGCUGUCCACUGGCCGCCCGCAGACAGAAGGAGGGUCUCCUGAACGGGACCCCCUUUAACUGGAAAGCCUUCAAGACAGAGGGACCCACGUGUCCCACGCCCGGCUGUGAUGGCUCUGGUCAUGCCAACGGGAGCUUCCUCACACACCGCAGCCUCUCAGGAUGCCCCCGAGCUCUGUUCGCCAAGAAGAAGGCCAAGUUCCCCUCAGAGGAAUACCUGAGCACCAAGUUCAGAGCCAGCGAUGUUCUGGACAACGACGAGGACAUCAAGCAGCUCAACAAAGAGAUCAACGACCUCAACGAGUCUAACAAUGAGAUGGAGGCCGACAUGGUCAACCUGCAGACACAGAUCUCAUCCAUGGAGAAGAACCUGAAGAGCAUCGAGCACGAGAACAAGAUGAUCGAGGAGCAGAACGAGGCUCUAUUCAUGGAGCUGUCGGGUCUGAGCCGCGCCCUGAUCCGCAGCCUAGCCAACAUCCGCCUGCCACACAUGCAGGAGCCAAUCACAGAGCAGAACUUCGACCGCUACGUGAGCACGCUGACCGACAUGUACACCAACAAGGACUGCUUCCAGAGCCCGGAGAACAAGGCUCUGCUGGAGAGCAUCAACAAAGCUGUGAAGGGCAUCAAAGUCUGACGCUCCUCACACACACACAUACAAACACACACACAGACAAACACAUACACACAUGCUGGGAGAGAAUGCACACUGUCCUGAAGCACUGGAGCGUGACGGAGACGAGAGAUGUUGAAAUACUCGACGAUAUAUUGAAAUAUGAUUUAAAAACAAAAAGGGAAUUCAGGUUUUUUAAAUAAACGGCAACUUUAAAGAAAUCAUCCCAGGGAGCACUCUGAGAGAGGAAGAGGACCAAACCAGACCAGGACCCGGACCAGGACCCGGACCUGAACCAGGACCCAGGACUCUGCAGCGGAGCAGGUGGAGCAGAGAGAAGAACGUAUCGUUUAUUCUGCUGUGUGUUUACCUGUCGUCUCUUUGUGUCUGUGGAGGACGCUCUGCACGAUGAAGAGGAGGACGCUCUGCACGAUGAAGAGGAGGACACACAUGAAGACUGUCCUGUGAUUCAUCACCACACACACACACACACACACACACACACACAGGUUAUUUGUGUGUUAGUGUGUCUGCUCUGCAGCACAGACGUCAAAAGACAGAUCCAGGAUCAGUGUUUGAUACCAUGAGUCAGCCCCGUGUCUUUUUUCCGACCUGAGACGGUGAAGACGAUGAUGAUGAUGAAGAUUAUGAUGAUGAUGAAGAUGAUAGUGAUAGUGUGCACACAUUCUGAUCAGUUAGUCAUAUCAAUAGUAUUUAUCACCAUAGGAAUUGCACUUCAUUUCAAUGAGUAGUUUUGUGCUCUAAUAAUUAUUGUUAUAUAUGAAUUAUUUAAACGUGUGAACUUUAAAUUAUUGCCGUUUAUGUUAUUGAGGUUUAUUUAUUUGAAGCAAUCUAUUUAUUAUCUUUGUUUUUGUAACACGCUGCGGAAGCUUCUGUCCUGAUUCUGCCGUGGUGGCGCUCCGCUCGCCUCGGUGAGAAUCAAAAAGAGAUUUUGUUGAGUACUUUUUAAACCUUUUUAAUUGCAGAUGUUUUAUAACUGAGAAAAUCUUUUGAUAAUAUUACUAAAGUUAUUUUGGGGUUGUUUUCUCCUUCGCUCUGUUUUCUUUUGUUACAGUCAGAAAUCCACGUCUGAGAAAAAGAAAAUGUAUUUAUUAUUUAUUGAAUAUGAAAGAAAUGGACUGAUAUGGCUGUAUAUUUAUUUUGUUAUUUAUGUGCGUGAUGUGACGGUUGAGUCUGAGUAGUCCUAAAUCCACUGCUAAUAUUUAAAUAAAGAAACCUUACAGACA
Messenger RNA from Notolabrus celidotus (New Zealand spotty), 5045 nucleotides. It is a transcript of the gene myt1b, whose product is annotated as myelin transcription factor 1b. Gene Ontology annotation, molecular function: zinc ion binding; DNA-binding transcription factor activity, RNA polymerase II-specific; RNA polymerase II cis-regulatory region sequence-specific DNA binding. Gene Ontology annotation, cellular component: nucleus. Lineage: Eukaryota; Metazoa; Chordata; Actinopteri; Labriformes; Labridae. The record is from RefSeq and is a predicted model, not a curated record. Gene Ontology annotation, biological process: regulation of transcription by RNA polymerase II.